CACAGCACCUACCCUCUCCACCCCUCCUCUGGACAUUCAUCUCAGCAUGCGCCACCUAUUCAGGGGCAAGACCAACAGCCUCUUACUCAGACUUAAAGCGGAGCUUUGCACUGGAGCUACAGCUGAAUGAAUCCAGCCUAUCCUGCAUCCACACACGGAGAGCCAGUGAUUAGAAGAGAAACGUCAACGGAUCAUGUGCAGCCUCUAGUGCUCUUUGUCUAGCCCUCCCUCAUUGGGACAUACAGCAAAGGAGGAUUGAGCACAGGGAGGCACUCUCUGCAAGACCUCUGUAGUUUGUCUAGUCAGCGUUCCUGUUUUGAUUUUGUGCUCUGUGUUGGGUCUCGUGUGGCCCCUCAACUCCCAGCCCCCUCCCCGACCCAUCCCGCCCAAGACAGAAGCACAUAGGCACCCAGGAAACAGGCAGACAUACAGAUCAUUGCCGGACAAGUGAGCAGACAGUUUGAGAUGGAGUUGCAACAAGGUAGAAGAUCAAUUCUGCACAGGUGUGCGCAAUCUGGUGAUGUAUUUCAUGCAGGUCUGGUUGUCACACUUCUGCUUGGAGUAUGGUAUGCUCAGGCAUUGGAGGUGAAUACAGGGAAGGUUAAUUUCAUUGAAGUGAUGAAUGGAAGUUCAGUCCUCUUACCCUGCAUUUACUCAAGCUGCAUUGGCAUUAAAAACCUUUACUUUAACUGGCAGUACAAGGACAAUGGAACAUUGAUUAAGCUCUGUGAGGCAGUUAUACCAGCAGAAGGAAUAGAACCUCAUGUGAAAAUCUAUCAUGAGCGAGUGGAAUUUGUCGGCUCCAGUAAGGAGAGCAACAUCUCCAUCCUGCUGCAUAACGUCACCUUUGAGGACCAGGGAGAUUACAUCUGCUUCGCCAUCAACCCCAAGGAGAAGGGCCGCAACCACAGUGCAGUUUUCACUCUUUAUGUAGUGGAUGAAUUGAAAGAGGUUGACAACACGUUGACGACCAUCAUUGUGUCUGUGCUCGGAGGGGUCAUAGGUCUGAUCAUUCUCAUCAUGGUGGUGAAAGCCGUGGUCCGCUCCAUUCUUAACAAGGUCCAGGAGAAGAACAAAGAGUGCCUUGUGAGCUCUUCAGGGAAUGACAAUACAGAAAAUGGCCUCCCGGCUUCCAAAGCAGACAACAAACCAACACCAAAGGCUUGAAAAGAAGUGUGUAUGUCUACAUAUAUGAGCAUAUGUAUGUGUACAUGCAUACACGAAUAUGACAGUUCACAAUGGACAGUUUUAUUCUCUUUAUCUUUUGACAAAACAGCUACGUGUAUUAAUAUGUGAAAAUAUAUAUAAAAUAUAUUUUAGAUUUUGCUUGAGGAAAACUAUAAGGUGCUGCAGGCUGGAUCACACACAUUUUGCUGAAUGGCAUAAGACCAAAUGAUAGAUGAUGCUUUAGUGUGCUUUCAUUCUGCUCUCACUAGUCUGUAAGACACAGCACACACACACUGCCUUUGUUCACAAACUGCCAUAUCCGUUCAAUGCUCGACAGCACAAGACCCACACAAUGAAGUGUUUGCCAUUAAAUUUUACCUGUGCAACUUUAUACAUAUUCAAACUGCAUUCCAAACAUUUCUGAUAUUAAUCAGUCACAAGCUGUCCAAUCAGCAAAAUGAACACACAAAUGAGUAAAGGAAUGAAUGACAUAUGAAUAAAUUAGUCGUUUAUCCAUGUAAAACCAUAGGUGCCACUUAGUAUUGGAACAUGUUUACUACAAAUCCAAGCAGCUAACAGAGUCCGAUGUUAACCACUCUCACUAAUAAUUAAUAUGUCAAAAAGAGCAGGAUGUAAGUGCACUAUAAGGCCAGAAACAUACUCUACACAACUACAAACGUGAAUGUUUGCAUUGCAGCUUAUUCUGGACAAAAAAAUCACAUACUUAUGCAAGAUAAGAUCACCUUACAUGUCAAGAGACCAACCAGCCUUUGCUUUUACAUGCUGUUUGGAGAUGGGUUCAUCUGAAAUAAAUUAUAAUAGAUAAUAUAGCAGCAUAAAUAAAUAAUUUUCUAUCAGAAAGACUCAAGAUUAUUGGAAGUAAUACAAACGAAAAGAUACUUAUAUCAUUUGGCGUAAGCCCCUACGGUUCAGUGCUCAGAUGCUGCUUGAACCGUCAGAUUCUGCUGGAGGCAAUGACGGCAGGGGAGCUGAGCUUACCCCACCCAGGACAGGACUUAAACUGGUGGAGAUGUGGUAGGAUGGGGGGUAUAAAAAAGUAUGCGAGCAAUGAGAAACAGCUGGCCGGCUUUUAAAGUGGAGCUGUAUUGUGAUUAGAAGAAAUGCCAGAUGAAUGUAUCCUGAGGUCUUCCUACUAGAACUACGCUUAAUCUUACACUGAAUAAUUACGUGGAAGUCUCUACAAAGUCUCCCCUGUUGUACAAAAAACACAGGAGAAAUAACAAAGCCAACUGAAAACUAAAAACCCAGUGCACAAAGUUAACCAAUCAUAUUAAGCCUUUAGUCAAAUAUGCUUGCUAUUGCACCCCCUUGAGGGUGCAACGUGUACUUGUUUUGUGUUAUGCAUUAUUUGAAGCCUUUCAAAGCUAGAAGUGGUUGCAUUUACGAACAUGAAUGGAGUAUGUUUCUGGACUAAAAGCGAAGUUUGAAGCAUUUUAAAGAAAAAAAUCCAUCAUUUUCUAAAAGACUUAACAGUGACACAGAAAAGGGGUGUAUAUUUGGGAUCCAGUCCAGCACUGUUUAUUCUUUUCUUUUUUAAUUUGCUUUUGAGUAGACAAAACACAGGUGCCUGUAAAAGCUUCAAGCUCCACAUGCUUCCUGGGAGCCUUUAAAUGCUAUAUACUUAAAUGAUUUAAACAAUGCUCACAUAAGAUGAAAAAAAUAAAAAAAUAAAAAAAAAUCUUAGAAAGUCAACACCUAAAAAUAUAAAGACAAUCCCCAGAAACCAACUCCCUAUAAGAAAUGAAUGAUCUUCUGAUGCUGCUUUAACAAAAAUAACCAAUAACUUUUCUUAAAUGCAUGUGAAUGAUUUUCUACAUCUAGUGUACUAUGUAUACAUUUCUCCAUACUGUGCUCUCCUGUCUUUCUUCACGCAAUCUGGACAUGACAUUAUCAAUCAGUGCUUGUUGUAUGCAAUGCCACCCUUGCUAGUACGUCUUGUAGGUUUCAUGUCUGAAAUAUAGGCUUGGCAUGUUGUGCUACUGUAGUUAACUGGUGAAGCUUAUUAUGCCAUUCAAACUCCACAGGGCACCAAGAUGCAUCCGAUUAUGCCAUGGUUGACCAUUGCGAAAUUUGACUUUUGGCAUCUGAAUUAGCAAGCUUGAAAUGAACUUAUGUGUGCCUAUCAACAAUUGGAAGACACUCACAGAUUUGCAUAGAAGCUAUGCUGAGGCCAUUUUUAUUCAUACCAUCAUAUAUGGCUAAAACUGCAAGAAUUAUGUGACAAAAUAUAACAGUAUGAACUGUAAUAUUUGAAAUGACUCUAGCUAAUAACAGUUAACCUGUGACUAGGUUAAGCACAACCCUAAGAAAUCUUUUAUAAGAUUUCUUAAGAUUCAUUUGCCAAAACAGAAGAUGGUUUACUGUUGCUUCUGCCUUAUUUUGUUUGUUCAUUUGUAAUGGGUCUUUGUCUUUUUGUUUUGGAAAAACCCUGCACAAUGCUCAUUGAUAUUCAUGUUGCCAUAUCUGGUUUAAGUGUUAAUGUAUUGACAAAUUCAUAACAUGCAAUGAAUGUCACUUUGCGAUUACUCUGCGAAAAUGCAACAAAUCCCUCAUUAGUCUUCCCUCCAUAACCCAAAGACGAAUGUACGUGGUAUUUGUAGUUAUGGCAUAAAUAAGAGGGGAUGCUUUUGGGCACUUUAUUAUGUAGAAAAAUGUAACAGAAUAUUAUCAAUGUAGAGCCAUGAGAAGAGCUAUGUAUAUUUUAUUGCAGGAUAUUUCGAGAAUAUGUAGUUGAAUAGCUGCGGUGGUGAGAUUGCGAGUAUAGGAACAGGAAUAAUUCGACUCUUUGAAUGGCUAUAUCUCUAAUAUGUGCACAUAUAUAGAAGUCUUCCAAAACACUUGACUCUGUUAGAAAUCAGGGGCUUCGGCAAUCUCAACUGUUUGGGAUGCUUUUGACAGAGCGGUAUGAAAUCCUUGCUUCAUGCUUUUGUUCGAUAUGCAGUCUCAUUUAUUAAUCUGUUUUACUUGGAACAUUGGCUUUUUUUUACAAUAAGUACUGCAACACCUCAACAUUACAGGUAAAGUUCACCCAAAAACAAGAAAUCUGUACAUUUCUAUUCACAUAGAACACAUGCACUUUUUCCAUAGUUUUUCUAUGUCAACAUGUGCUAGAUGGACAUUUUUGACUGUUCUGAGGUGUCCAGCUGUUUUUCAUCAUCUUGUGCAGAUGCACUGCAUAAUAAAUAUGUUGUGUCAAAUGGGAGCGUCCCAUUUUAAAUGUGGUAUGGAAGUAUAUUAAUGGCAAAUGUCUUUGAAAAAUAAAGUACACUGAAUUGCACUAAUAGAAAAAUAAACAGAUUGCAUUAUUGGGGAUGCAAUUUCAUAUUGUUGUAUAUUGAAGCUGUGAAUAUUUCAAUUGAAAACAUUUAUCAAAAUGUCACAAUUAAAGAUUCUAUAAUAAAUAUUCACCUUCCAAAGUUCACAUCCAAAAUAUUUAGUUAUAUUUAUGUUUCAUCUAUAUUAUUGGACAGGUAAUAUUCAGUCAAUAAUAUUUCACUUUGCAAAUUUGGUGGUUCAGAAAGCGAAUUUGCUCUUGAUCUUUCCAUUGCACCACCUAGUGGUGAAGCCUUGUAGCAUCAAGUGAAGAUUGUGCUUCGGCACUCUACUGCUUUUCCUGCAAUGCAAGGAGGUACAAGGUUGAAAUUCCAACUGAAUUUGAACCACUGAAAUUUGCAAAGUGAAAUACAAUAGACCUGAUAUUACCCUGUCAAAUAAUAAAGAUCAAAAAAAAAUAUUUAGGAUGUGAUGGUGAAUAUUUAUUAUUGAAUUUGUAAUGAUAACAUUUUGAGCGAAAUGUUUUACAUUGAAAUUAAAUAUACAACCAUGUGAAAUUGCAUACUCAAAAAAUGCAAGCACUGUUUAUGCAAUAUGUUUAUUUUCAAUUUGCUCAAUUCAUUGUGCUUUUUUGUUUCAAAGACAUUUGUCAUAAAUACAUAUCCAUAGUAGUGCGUAUCGAGACACUUUCUUUCUGCUAUGCUUUGCGCUGCAUUUUGUGGAGGACUGCCCCAAGCAUUUUGUUUUAUUCUGGACGUGAACGCUGGAUAGAUGCCUAUUGUGCUGUAUUUAAUUGGCGAGAGGUUCAAAGCAUGCGGCAAAACUCUAGAGGGGGACAUUUAAUGUGUGUUAAGAUCAGUCAUGAUUUGGAGAAAGGGUAUGAUACCGCUCUGUCCAACAGAUGCACUGUGCAAACAUGUACUGUAGAUCAUGUGGUUAGUGUUGAGUGUCUUAACUCUUGUUGAGCUGUUAUCAUCUGUGGUUCAUCUGAAUGUGUUGAGGCAGUAAUGGUCGCUCCAUCACUCGUUCUCUCUCUCUAAGACACAAACACAUACGCGCGCGCACACACACGCAUUAUCUAGACAGUUUCUAAGGGGCUCUCAUUUGGCCUUUAUUUAUAGCUUAAUUUAUUAUGCUUCAUGCAGUUUGUUGCCUUCUGUCAGAAGAGGCCAGUAGAGGCCGGGAUAUAUUGUACUUCAUUUUUGAGCGUUCGGGGUCGGAUCGCACCCGGUCGACCGCGUUGCCUUUCGAAGUAUACUCUUCUUUUCUGCGAGCGACGGCAACUGCACUCGACGCAUGUGCUGUACGGCUGCUUUGUGAUACUCUUUGAGUACAGUCAAUGGCUGGCGCACGUGCCGACGAUGCCCACAGACCAGGACUGUGCAUGUGUCAAGAACAUUUGGUCCGUGGGCGGAUAGUACGCGCAGACUGUGCUGAUGACGAAAUUUGCGUCAUGCUCACUGUGCAUGUGUACAGAUCAGCAAAGUAAACUUUGGUUUUAAGUCUGUUUAUGGAUUUAAACCAAGUCAUAAACAUCGAAAUUACGUAAAGCAGCAAUACUGUAAAAAAAAGAAAGGAAAGAAAAGAAAGGAAAAUGUAAAAAAAGAAGAACAAGAUUGAAAAAUAUGACUAUGGGCCCUCAAGAAUGGACUGUUGAAUGCAAAAUUGGCUUCUUUUCUUGGAGCUUCUUUUUAUAAUUGUGCUUUCCCUUUUUCUGUAGUUUUACCCAAAAUCCUGUGCUAUUCCAUUUUAUGAUGUUAUAUUGAGUUAAAGAGCUGACUGCUCAUAACUACUUUGUAGUUUGUACUUUGCAGAACUACUUCGGAUAUUUACUGAUUGUAAAGUGCAUAUCCGUUUGCUUAGUUGUAUCUUGGUCUGUCUGGUUUUGUCUGCAGGAAUGUUUGGCACUAGUGGUGGGCCGUGCAUUUAAAGUCUAGGCCUUCAGUGUGAUUCAUGCCAUUAAGAAAACACAGUUUCACAAUGAAUAAGACACCCUAUGCCUUUGGGCAUCAUACAUUAUGUUGCAGCUAACUAGUAAUAACAGUUGACAUUUUAAAAGCCAGAACUUGAAAUGACACUUAAUGCUCAAGCAAGCCUAAUUUUAACUGCAGCAUGAUUGAUUUGUGAAACGAACAUCUCCCGAACAGACAUUCAAAAAUCUGAAUUUUUCAUAUGACUCUACCAAGGAGGUCUAUAAUACCUGGAAAAAACUAUUUAAAUGUUGCUUGCAAUACAUUUUCUUUCCUCAGGGUACACGGUUAUGCUGCGUUCCAUUAAAGUUGGAUGUGGGAAAUUCCUACUUGAUAUCUCUGACAUAUAUGUUUUCCAUUCCCCGAUAUUUGGAACUGCAGGGCUCCCGUUAGCUUAGCAGGGACUCUCAUUAGAGAUGUCUCCUAGCAAUCCAACAGAUAGCAUUUGUGCUUCAGGUGUACGAUUAUCAAAAGAGAUUAUAAUGUAAUGUGGAAACUAAAUCAUUUAUUGAUAUUACUUAAUAAAGUGAAUGUUUAUCA
Xyrauchen texanus (razorback sucker) is the source of this 6971-nucleotide messenger RNA. It is a transcript of the gene scn4ba, whose product is annotated as sodium channel, voltage-gated, type IV, beta a. The record is from RefSeq and is a predicted model, not a curated record. Gene Ontology annotation, biological process: regulation of sodium ion transmembrane transporter activity; cardiac muscle cell action potential involved in contraction; regulation of ventricular cardiac muscle cell membrane repolarization. Gene Ontology annotation, cellular component: voltage-gated sodium channel complex; membrane. Bases 466 to 1167 code for a protein of 233 amino acids. Gene Ontology annotation, molecular function: sodium channel regulator activity; transmembrane transporter binding. NCBI's taxonomy places the organism in Eukaryota, Metazoa, Chordata, Actinopteri, Cypriniformes, Catostomidae. The transcript has 5 exons.